Lytechinus variegatus (green sea urchin) is the source of this 1505-nucleotide messenger RNA. Its product is annotated as growth/differentiation factor 2-like. Gene Ontology annotation, molecular function: cytokine activity; growth factor activity; type I activin receptor binding. NCBI's taxonomy places the organism in Eukaryota, Metazoa, Echinodermata, Echinoidea, Temnopleuroida, Toxopneustidae. The transcript is spliced from 2 exons. The coding region runs from base 103 to 1329 and encodes 408 amino acids. The record is from RefSeq and is a predicted model, not a curated record. Gene Ontology annotation, biological process: SMAD protein signal transduction; BMP signaling pathway. Gene Ontology annotation, cellular component: extracellular region.
ACAUGUUGAUGCCCAACUUUGCCCUGGCCACGAUCCGGAUCUCUUUUAUUCUUGUCAUUUUAUCACGGGUUACAAGUUCGCCCCUCGACCCGACGGACCAGUAUGGGAAGAGGCGGCGAGGUGGGUCGGCAUCGCGACGCCCGCCGGGCGGCUUACGGUCCGAACAGGAGGCCCCUCCAUGGCGUGAAAACGAUUCACCGUACGGGUAAAAACGACCAGGAGUCGAACGACGUCGAUGACGACGAACAAACGGAAGAAGAGGACGACUAUUCGGAUUAUUCAGAACCUAAGGUAGAAGGGGAUGCCGAAAGGCGGUUACUGACUUCAUUUGGUCUCUCUAAAUUACCGAAGCUUGAUAAGAAAGCGGUGAAAGAAGCCCCUUCCUUCAUGUUAGAUCUGUAUGAAAAGUUACAAGGUUCACAAAAUGAUAAAACCUCGGAGGAUUUUAACGAUGCUGACGAUGCAACACCAGCAGCGAACACAGUCAGAAGUUAUUCUGAGACAGGAUCUCGUUCAUCGGGUCGCAAGACGUUCGAGUUUGAAAUCAGAGGGAUAUUGGAUCGUGAAACCAUCGUGUCUGCUGAGAUAGUUCUUUACAAACGCCAAUCAAGAACAUCGUCUUGGGAACCUAUACCAUCAGAAGACAAACGAGCCAUUAUUGAAGUCUACCACGUGUACAGAUUAGAGAGGAAAGGUGACGUGAGGAGACGAAAGACCCUUGUCGAUCAGAGAAUAAUCCACUUGUCAUAUUCAGGAUUAUUACAAUUUAACGUCACAUCGGCGUUCUUAAACAAAGCACAAAGUGCAAGACUAAGUAGUGACAACACGAGUGUCAUGACGAGAACAUUCGAAGUCAAAGUCAGAGCGCGAAGCGCACUCAUUAAAAGAAUGGUGCGGUUUAUUAAAUUUCCCGCCGAUAACAGGCCGGAAAAGCAGCCCCUUUUGGUGCUGUAUCUUAAUGACAAUAUGAUACAGAGGCGGGACAUUGCAAUGCCUCUUGGGACAGAAGGUGUGGUGGCACCCCGGAGGUCAACCAGGAACAGACUCGCAACACAUUCAGCUUUUACUGCAUCAAACAGAUUAGAGACGCGGUUACAAAACAGCAUAGAAUUAGAGAGGCGGUUGGAAGUAGCCGCCGCGGUAGAGGAAAACUCUAGGACUGAUAACAGCGGAGUGGGUAGGGAGCAUAAGGCUUUAAGGAGGAAACGGAGGGCCGAGAAUCGGGCUUCGGGGAGACCCGGGAGGACCAAAUGUCAGCUGGAACAGUAUGAAGUCAAUUUUGAAGAUAUCGGGUGGACAACGUGGAUCGUAGCUCCUCGAAGUAAGUAAUCUUUUAUGAAUAUUUCCUGGAGUGUCUAUUAUUUAUACAUUUUCAGGUGAUUUAUUCAUUAAUUUGUGUUCAUUUAUUUCCGUAUAAUGUUUUAACACUUUCAUAUAGUUGUAAAACGACAGUUUUAAUGAUUAUUUUUGAUAAAUUCUGAUUUGUUUGAAAAUUAAUAAAUCAA